Molecule: messenger RNA, 2422 nt
Organism: Symsagittifera roscoffensis
Lineage: Eukaryota; Metazoa; Xenacoelomorpha; Acoela; Convolutidae
Product: exostosin-2-like
Exons: 8
Coding region: 134-2299 (721 amino acids)
Cellular component (GO): membrane
Molecular function (GO): glycosyltransferase activity
Source: RefSeq, a predicted model, not a curated record
GACUCUUGACACAACUCUAAGGGACUCUUGACUGUAAACUUGGUUACUAUGAUACUUUUGACCUUCUGAUUAUGUAUAAAAAAUAAAAUAGAAAGAAUUUAAAAGUUUUUGUAAAGAUUUUUUCAGGUUUGUCAUGAUCAUAAACAUCAAUUUUUGUCCUACUGAACGUCGUGCUCAAAUUUAUUUAAUGAUUUUUAUCUUUAUCUUUUGCCUUUUCCACAUCCUUCUUCUGUUUUACAUGACAUCUUUUAUAACAUCUGCUGAAGUUCACUCAGAACAGAACCAUGAAUUGAAAGAUGAAACAACUAUUAUAUCUAUGGUACUUCCUUUCGAGUUGAAAACUGAAACGAUAACUAGUCGAAACUGCACAUUUACUAAUUGCUUCAACGUGAACUGCUGUUUGCAAAAGUUUGCUAAUGUACCUUUGAGAGAUGAUGAAGGUAAAGAACAAUGUUUGCGUACAGAUUACCAGUUUUACGAUGAGAUCAAAAGAGCUUUUCGAACUCAUUUUCCUUCGCCAGAUUUUCCUGGAAAUUGUUCGUGCUUGAAUUUGUGCAAAAACGAUUUGACUGACUUAAGCAGAUGGAAACCAGAAUUAUUCGAAUUUUCUUCAAACACAAUUUUAUUCAACAUCUUCCCGCCUAAACAGGAUGGUUAUCUUAAAAUCCGAAAUGAAAAGGAACAAAACAUAUUUGGCUCUGCGAUGGUUGCUUCAACUGCAUUUGUUCAGUAUUCAAUCAGACCUGAGUUUGAUGUCGCUAUCCCGUUUGUUAACACAGCUGAGAAUCUAAACGUCGUAGGAACUCAAAUCCGCAAAACAUUUAUUCUAGCGACUGGGCUAAAAACUGAACAGCUGAACGAUUUUUGGCAAUCAGCUUCAACGAGAAAUCAGGAUGACAUUAGCUCGAAUGUCUUCUGUUCUUCGAAGAAAAGUGAAGACAGGUCAGAUCAUGUGCAGAACCGUUGUACAUGGAACAAACUAGAAAGUGGCGUUGAGUUAGUGUCCCUGAAAACAGCUAUGUCCCAGUCUCAGUUUUGCAUAUUGCCUCAUGAUUCAUGGUAUCAGCAAACAGACUUGAGUCUUGCGUUGUCGACUGGGUGCAUACCAGUUAUUACGUCAUCCAUGUUUGUGCUUCCUUUUGCCUCACUUAUCGACUGGAAAGAAACGGCAGUGAUACUUAAUGGACAAACAGACUGGGAACAGAUAUUUAGCGCUUUGACUGAAAUACAGCCAAUGAGGAUAAAAAAGCUCCAAUUAAAAGGACGAGAAGUGUUUAAUGAAUAUUUUUCGAGCAUUGAUGCAGUUGUGAUGAAUACUUUACACAUCAUUCGGAAGAGAAUUGAAAUUUUCAAGCAAAAUGACAUGGUUAACAGCGAAAGUGCAUCGCUUGAACGCCGAUCUAUCUCGAGUGUCACUGCUCCUUUAUCUGUGCCCUCUGUUUCUCCGAUUGGAAUGUCCAGAUUUACAGCUGUGGUUCUGACACACGAUGACAGCCGACCCGAGUGUCUAUUGCAAUUAGUCAAGACGGUGAUGGAAGUGAGUGAGUUGUCGAGAGUGUUAAUUGUGUGGAACAAUGAGGUGAAGUAUGCCUCGCCAGCUGCCAAUGUCGUGAACAAGUGGCCACCUCUCCCCAAACCACUCAAAGUGGUCAACAUGAUGUCCAAUAAACUCACAAACAGGUUUCUGCCUCUGAAAGAUAUUGAUACGGAUGCCGUGCUCUCAUUGGACGAUGACAUGACGGGGUUGAAGUCGCACGACAUUAAAAAUGCAUUCGAUAUUUGGAAAUUAAACUCUAACAGACUUGUGGGCUUCGUAGGGUGGAGCAAAAAAUGGAAUGAAGAAAAGAUUCAGUGGGAAUUGACGGAAAAUACGCAGAGUCAAAAGAGUUCCUCUGGGUUAUCAUUUGUUUCUACCGGUGCUAUGUUCUACCACAAGAAGUUUGCUAUCGAGUUUUCAUAUUACUUCGAUCACUUUUCGCAAACGAGGUUUUCAAAUUUCGAAGACGAAGCAACUUCUGAGCUCAGCUCUUUCUCGUUCAUAGAGGAGAGCAGAAAUUGUGAAGACAUUGCUUUCAAUUUGUUCGUGGCCAACAUGACCAAAUUGCAACCGAUGAAAGUAAAUUGUGAUGUGAAAGACUUUGAAGGAACUUGUUCGUCAUCUUAUUCUUACUCUGAAGAAAAUGAAGGCAAAGAAAUUCGAUCAGAAAGAAAAGCGAAUUGUGUAAACUACUUCUAUCCUAUCUUCAAGUCCAUCAUUGAUCAGUCUGUGAACGUGCAAUUUAAAUGGACUGUUCUCUAAAACAGAAAACUCAGAGUAAUGGCCUUUUUUGUACUAUUAAAAUUAGUUUUCAUUUUGUUGAAUUUUUAGUAUUAAUUAGUGAAACUUAAUUAUUAAACAAAAUCAAUAAAAAUCGAUUUCAAA